Striga asiatica is the source of this 1761-nucleotide messenger RNA. The record is from the annotation of a GenBank genome assembly. Lineage: Eukaryota; Viridiplantae; Streptophyta; Magnoliopsida; Lamiales; Orobanchaceae.
CGUACAUCUGCGCUCCUUUCAUCCACUCUCUCUUCCUCUGAAAUUCAAUCAUCUCCCGCAAAUUUCACAUCCUUUUGUUGAUUUUAUCUUAUCAACUGUUGUUAUCUGAUAAAUGUUGAAUUACAAGAAGAGGAAGAAGUUGAGGGAAUCAUAAUCACUGCAACAAUUGUUAAAAAAAAAGUUGGUCGUUUGCCGGCGGUGUACGUGAACGGCCAUGGGGAAGAAGGCUCAGGCAUAUUCGAAGCUGUUGAGGCGCCACAUGUUGCGUCUAUGGUGGAAGCUCGUGGUUUUGGCGUCCGUCGCUCUCUGUGUGCUGGCGUUUUUCAGAAUCCAGCAGUAUUCUCAGCCGCCGGCCUCUUCUUAUUCCCAAACCCAUAUGAGCUCGCAGUUGAUGGGCGUUCCUAAGGUCGCGUUUCUGUUUUUGGUGCGGAGGAGUUUGCCCCUCGAUUUUCUCUGGGAGAGCUUUUUUGAGAAUGUGGACAGGUCAAUGUUUUCAAUAUAUAUACAUGCUGAGCCUGGGAUAGUGUUUGAUGAAUCUACUACAAGGUCGGGUUUAUUUAUCAAUCGGCAAUUGAGAAACAGCAUUAAGGUAGCGUGGGGAGAAGCAAGCAUGAUAGCAGCUGAGAGGUUACUAUUUGAAGAAGCCCUUCAGGAUCCUGCAAAUCAAAGAUUUGUUCUCUUAUCUGACAGCUGUGCCCCUUUGUACAACUUCAGCUAUAUUUACAAGUAUCUGAUGGAUUCUCCAAGAAGUUUUGUUGACAGUUUUGUAGAUAAGAAAGAUGUCCGCUACAAUCCAAAGAUGUCACCAGUUAUACCCAGGAACAAAUGGCGGAAAGGGUCACAGUGGGUCACCUUAAUCAGAAGACACGCAGAGGUAGUUGCAGAUGAUGAAAUUGUUUUUCCAAUCUUCAAAAAGUUCUGCAAGGCUGCAACUUAUGAUGUUCUGUUUCUGCAGAGACGUCCACCAGUUGAUCCAAGUUUAGGCAUAAAGAAUCGUAUACUUCAGAAACUGCAUAACUGUAUACCCGAUGAACAUUAUGUGCAGACCUUACUUGCAAUGAAUGGUCUUGAGGCUGAGCUUGAAAGAAGAACAGUAACGUACACUUUAUGGAACCAAUCCAGGGCGACACCUACAGAUGAUGUGACUUGGCAUCCUUUUACAUUUAGUUAUGGAGAUUCAGGGCCCGAACAGAUAAAAAGAAUAAAGGAUAUCAACCAUGUAAACUAUCAAACGGAGUUCAGAAUUGAAUGGUGCAGUAACAAUUCCACAUUGGUUCAUUGUUUUCUAUUCGCAAGGAAAUUCUCUCUAGGAGCAGCCAUGCGUCUUCUAAGUCAAGGGUUAGUUGGUAAUUUGGAUGUCUUGGCAUUAAUGGAGCCACCACCGUGAUUUUUUUUUUUUUUUUGGGGGGGGUUGGUUGGUUGGUUGGUAGGGGGUACCAUCACUAAUCUAUGCACAGAAAACUAUGAUUUUGCAUUGGUAGUUUUGCAUAUGAUUUUACAUACAUGUGGAGAAACACCAUCUGUUCGUCGCUGUUAAAGAAUAGGUUAGUGAAAAUAGUCUUCUUUGUAACUGCUUAGUUUAUCCGUAAAACCAAGAGCCAUAGACAUACUUUGAGUAGCUUUACACCAUCACUGUGAAGAUAAAUUUGUUGCUGUCGAGUUCUUUAACGAAAAUUUUCAGGACAACUCAUUGUAGUAUAAAGGGAUAUAAUCAAAUGCCACUUUAUGUCAAGUUGCAGCUGAAAUCUAUGUUAUCUUCAG